CGUCCUCGAAUCGCCAGCAGCAAAAACGGGCAGGUGCCACUGAGCCGGUGGACAUUUCUCUUUUUGCUCCUGUUUGAAGUGGACGAGAAGACCCGAAGAAUGGCUCUCAGAGCGUUUCAUACCAGUGCGGACGAGAACGUGUCCCACAUACCGCGCGGCAAGGCUGCUCUGACCAGGAUGGACAUCAAACCGCGGACAGCUCUAGGGACCAUCGGAGGAAACAGUCUCCGCGACAGACACGCACCUUCCGGAAAAGGUGGUGUUACAAAGACAGCAUUUGCAGUCCCAGCCCAGAUCACGAGGGUCAAGACCGAUGCUUUCACUACGCGGCCACCCUCCCAGCUCACCACCAGUACAACCACAUCUGCCCUCCCUACUCACAACAGACAGCCCACUCCUGCCCACAAACCCACCCCUCCCCAGCAGGAAGAUGAGUUCCCGGAGCCAGAGGUCAUGGACAUGGAUGUAGGGCAGAUUGCCUUGGCCCUCAGUAAUAAGCUGGUGAUUGAGGAUAUUGACGAGAGUGACAGGGACAACCCCCAGCUGUGUGCCGAGUAUGUCAAGGAGAUCUAUGCCUACAUGAGAGAGCUGGAGAUCAAGUACCAGGUGGACCCAGCCUACCUGUCCACACAGUCUCAGAUCAACUCCAAGAUGAGGGCCAUCCUCAUCGACUGGCUCAUCCAGGUCCACCUCAGGUUCACCCUACUGCAGGAGACCCUCUACCUCACUGUCUCAAUAAUCGACAGAUACCUACAGGUGGAGCCAUGUGACAAGUCGGAUUUGCAGCUGGUGGGAGUGACGGCCAUGCUCAUUGCCAGCAAGUACGAGGAGAUGUACGCACCACAGGUGGACGACUUUGUCUUCAUAACGGACCGGACCUACAGCAGUGACCGCAUCCGCAGCAUGGAGAGACACAUGCUCAAUGCCCUGGACUACAGUUUCGGGAACCCUCUCUGUCUCCAUUUCCUCCGGCGCUACUCCAGAGCUGGAAAUGCUGGUCCCGAGAUGCACACGAUGGCAAAGUUCCUCCUGGAGCUGUCCCUCACUGACUACCACUGUCUGAGGUUCCUGCCCUCCCAGCUGGCUGCCACUGCCCUCUACAUCUCGUGCAAGAUCUGCAGCGACGGAGAAUGGGUGAGGAAAGAGCACAGGAAGCUUUUGUGCGAUGCACGAGACUUUAUAUUCUGUCCGUCUGGUAGAUGUACGUACUUCAGAGAUGGUCCAUUAUUAGUACAUCCUUCCCCUUGGAUCUGGUCUCAAUUAUGAGCCUGAAUUUGCUAUGCUUUGCUCUUUGUAAUAAUACAGAGAGCUUCAUAUAAGUUUAAGACACAUAGAAAGACUCAUGGCAUCACAAAUAUUGCGCUAUGCACGUAGGUAAUAGUUGCACUAGCGUCGGUGUAAGUAGUGUGUGUUGAAUUAUUAACUAUUACUCUCUUUCCUGCAGACCCCCACUCUGCACCACUACAGCACGUACUCAGAGUCUCAGCUGUUGCCGUGUGCAGGGAGACUGACCUGGCUCGUAUCCCACAUGGCCACCUCAAAACAGCAGGCCGUCAGAAAGAAGUACUCGUCCAGCAAGUUCCUCAAAGUGGCCACCAACUCUGGACUCCACAGCAGGCCCAUUCGAGAGCUGGCCGCAGCAGAUUCAACCUCAUAGAGAGCACCUGGUUCUCUCGCCCCCUGCCAUGCACCCUCUACUGAGAAUUAGCAUCAAACUUUUCACAUUGCACCAUUUUGUAUUCUCUGCCCUAUUUUAUUUUUGGUCUGAUGUUCAU
Messenger RNA from Geodia barretti, 1775 nucleotides. Lineage: Eukaryota; Metazoa; Porifera; Demospongiae; Tetractinellida; Geodiidae. The record is from the annotation of a GenBank genome assembly.